UUAUUAUAGCUGCAACAGUAUUUGGUCAGGUGUACAAAUUUUAGAGGAAUAGUGAGUGGAAAUCAAAUGAACUAUGAAGAAAAAUUUUGAAAUCCCAAGACUGGUGAAAAUGGAUAAGAAGGAUUUCCAGAAGUUUGAGGAAGAUGAAAGAUCUGGUGAUAUUGACCAAUACUUUACCAAGAUGCAGCUUGCUAAUCUCUCUGCUUAUGAGACGCUUCGAUACAGAAAUAUGAAGAAAAAUUAUGAAAUGAUGGUUAAAAUGGGUCUACCAGCACAGAAACCUGAAUUCAUGAAAGCACUGAAGCAGAAACAGAUUGUAAAGAAUACUAAUGAGUCGGGUUUUAAUGAAAUUAGAAAACGUAGUGCAGAAAAAGUUAAAAGAAAUCAAGGUCAAACAGACAGUAAUUUAUCUAAAUCAAAAUUAGAAACAAAGAAGAAGAAAAAAGUUACUCAAAGAAUUGAUUCUGAUUCAGAUGAGGAAUGGAGACCCAGUUCAGAAAAACGGAAAAGAAAUUCAGCAUUUGAAGUACCAAAGAAAAGGAUAAGAAAAGAAAAGAAGGAACAAAAUAGCUUAAAUUCUGAAGAUGAAAAUGUCAGGGGAGUUUCUGUUGAAAGAGAAGAGACUGGGCAAUCAGGAAGACAUAGAUAUCCACAGAGAAAAAUUCCUUUAACUAAUUAUAUGUAUUUAGAAGUACCAGAUGAUGAUGAAUUUAUUUAUUGUGAAGAUUGUGAAAGAGAAUACGAAGGAGACUGUCUUGUUCACCCCUGUAUAAACAUAUUUGAUUCUCAGACCACCACAAAGAAUGAAAGAAGAGCAAUCAACACUUUACCUGAUGGAUUGUCUGUUAAAGAGUCGAGAAUACCUAAUGCAGGACUAGGUGUCUUUGCAGAUAAAACUUUUCCAAGCAGAAGCAAAUUUGGGCCAUAUCAAGGGGAGAUAACUAAGGAUGCUGAAACGGCUCAUUAUACUGGAUAUGCUUGGCAGAUAUAUUUAGAUGGGGCUCCAAAUUAUUUUAUAGAUGCUUUAGACAAGUCGAAAUCUAACUGGAUGAGAUAUGUGAAUUGUGCAAGAAAUGAAGAUGAACAAAAUUUGAUUGCAUAUCAGUAUAAAGGAGACAUAUAUUACAGAUGUUUUAAAGACAUAGAACCAGGAAACGAAUUACUAGUAUGGUAUGGCCAGGAUUAUGGAAAAGAUCUCGGAAUAGAACGAAUGAAUAUAACAUCUAUACUGAAACCAAAAUAUAUCAAUGGAGAAGCCAUUUAUAGGUGUCCAUUGUGUACUGUUAGCUUCAGCCAUGAAAGAUAUGUAUCAAAUCAUCUGAAGUACCACCAUAGUACAAAACUGGAAUGGCUGCUAAAUCCAUUAUCAUCUAAAACAAACAUCAUAGUGCAAUAUCAAUGUGGAAUUUGUAGUAUGUCAUUUUGUGUUAGCAGUUUCGCUAAACAGCACCAUAAAAUUUGUCAUGGAAAGGAUAUUAUGGAAAACAUAAUUAGAAUACACAAAUUACAAAAUGAAGAUUCAUCAAGUUCAGUUCAUAGAUCUAACAUGCAGUUAACAGUUCGAGGUCAACAGUCAAAGGAACACAUGAAAAGUCAAACUAAAGAAAAGCCUUGUAAAUGUGGUAACUGUGCUAAUGGAUUUUGUAAGAGUCAGCUUUUACAGAUACAUUUGAGAAGAUAUACAUGUGAUAAACCUUAUAAAUUUGAUGAAUGUGGUAAAGGAUUUAGUCAGAAUGUGGACUUACAGAAACAUAUGAGAACACAUUCUGGUGAUAAACCUUAUAAAUUUGAUGAAUGUGGUAAAGGAUUUAGUCAGAAUGGGAACUUACAGAAACAUAUGAGAACACAUUCUGGUGAUAAACCUUAUAAAUUUGAUGAAUGUGGUAAAGGAUUUAGUCAGAAUGGGGACUUACAGAAACAUAUGAGAACACAUUCUGUUGAUGAACCUUAUAAAUGUGAUGAAUGUGGUAAAGGAUUUAGUAGGAAUGAUAGUUUACAGACACAUAUGAGAACACAUUCUUGUGAUAAACCUUAUAAAUGUGAUGAAUGUGGUAAAGGAUUUAGUCAGAGUCAGAACUUACAGAGACAUAUGAGAACACAUUCUGGUGAUAAACCUUAUAAAUGUGAUGAAUGUGGUAAAGGGUUUAGUGUAAAUCAGAAUUUACAGACACAUAUGAGAACACAUUCUGGUGAUAAACCUUAUAAAUGUGAUGAAUGUGGUAAAGGGUUUAGUGUAAAUCAGAAUUUACAGACACAUAUGAGAACACAUUCUGGUAAUAAACCUUAUAAAUGUGAUGAAUGUGGUAAAGGGUUUAGUGUAAAUCAGAAUUUACAGACACAUAUGAGAACACAUUCUGGUAAUAAACCUUAUAAAUGUGAUGAAUGUGGUAAAGGAUUUAGUAGGAAUGAUAAUUUACAGACACAUAUGAGAACACAUUCUGGUGAUAAACCUUAUAAAUGUGAUGAAUGUGGUAAAGGGUUUAGUGAAAGUGGUAACUUACAGAAACAUAUGAGAACACAUUCUGUUGAUAAACCUUAUAAAUGUGAUGAAUGUGGUAAAGGGUUUAGUCAGAGUCAUUGCUUACAGACACAUAUGAGAACACAUACUGGUGAUAAACCUUAUAAAUGUGAUGAAUGUGGUAAAGGGUUUAGUGAAAGUGGUAACUUACAGAAACAUAUGAGAACACAUUCUGGUGAUAAACCUUAAAAAUGUGAUGAAUGCAGGGUCCGACACUUACGGUUGUCCGAUUGCCCGGGGCAAGCUAAUGCCGUAUUCGGACAAGUAAAAACAUCAUCUUGGUUGUCCGAUCGGGCAAGUGAAAAAAAAAGUGUUAUAUGAUUAAAAUUUUACAAAACCAAUAGUGUCUGUUGUUUUGUCCAUAGAUUACUCAGUGAUAACACCGCACGGUCGAGUAAAGUGGUCUUAACCCCCCUUCAAUGCGUAUAUUUCGUCAAUUGUUCGCACUGAAUUCCCCAUUUUACCAAAAAUAGAUCACGUUUAAAAAUAUUGGCCAAUCAGGCGGCCGCGGCGUUGCUUCGUCAUUAUCGUUAUCCAUCGGGACACCACUCGGGCGUUUCCGACGCACGUGUUAUUCCCACCGACCAAUGGAAAGCGGAGGUCUAUUAUCGUUGUUCUAACUUUAUAAUUUGACAUCGGAUGUGUAUUUCCCUAAGAUGGAAAAACGUAAAAGCUUGAAAGAGAAAAUGAAAUUAAACUUUAACAAAUUUGUCAGUUGUUGUCAGUUUAUCAAGAAGGAUUUUUUGAAAUGGCAUUUCUUAGAUAAAUUAUUAUGAAAUAAGUAUCUCUAUGUAAAUGAUCCAAUAGUAUAUUUUCAUACUCCAUAAUCAAUUUACACCCCAUAUACAUGAUAACUAUAUUUUAUCUGCAUGUACUACAUUACAACCACAAAAAUAGCAUGUAAAAGUUUGGGCAUGUAGAUUUCACUUUCGGACAAGUAAAAGUAAUAGGGCACUUACCCAACUGGACAAG
Molecule: messenger RNA, 3490 nt
Organism: Mytilus californianus (California mussel)
Lineage: Eukaryota; Metazoa; Mollusca; Bivalvia; Mytilida; Mytilidae
Product: zinc finger protein 665-like
Exons: 10
Coding region: 74-2707 (877 amino acids)
Biological process (GO): regulation of transcription by RNA polymerase II
Molecular function (GO): RNA polymerase II cis-regulatory region sequence-specific DNA binding; histone methyltransferase activity; DNA-binding transcription factor activity
Source: RefSeq, a predicted model, not a curated record